AUGCGCAAUGAUACGUAGUCACCGUCUACGUCACGUGACUUGGAAAAACAACUCCGUUCAACCGAAUAUGUCAACUUGAGAGCCGCUUGGGAGAUUACUCUGACAGGUUUGCAGUGACAGGAGGCUCAGAGGGAAUGGAUGGAUUUCCUGUGAAGGUUACAGAGGCAGCGUGUCUAGGGGCCAGCCUUGCCCUCUCAGGCAUCUGUUACUAUCUCUAUAGGAAGAGCCGGACGACACUAGACAAGCUUGAUGAUGCUCCACACUUCACCAUCGAUGGAAAACUCAAAGAUAUUUUGAAAGUUACCCCAGGAGCGUGUCUACAGUAUGCUGUCGUUGAAGGUGUUGUGCGGCCAGCAGGUGAGCCUCUGACAAGCCACUUCCAAAAAGAGUUUGUUGGAGUGUUGCAGAAGUUCCUGUUGAGAGAGCACAGGCUGGUGUGGAACAGCCUUUCACGCACUUGGGCGGACAGCGAAAGAGUCUUGCACCACAGAGUGAAUGCAGUGCCCUUCGUGUUAGUGGGGUCACAUGAGACCACCGUCAGGGUCCUGUGCCCUCUGCAGGCCUCCGGACUCUACAUGGAGACGACCCACGAGAAGUUCCACCAAGUCAAUUACAGCUUGGGUGACAUCAUAGGACAAUACCUCAGUGGGGAGAAGCUUAAAGGGCAACUGGAGACGGAGGAAAUGCUCAAAGUGGGCACCACGCUUACCGGCGUGGGCGAGUUGAUCCUGGAUCUGGAUGGGACUCUGAAUCUCCGACCCCCUUCAGAUGGCUCGCAGUACUUUUUGAGCAUUACGGACUUUGACACCCUGCUGGGAGAGCAAGAGAGCACCGCUCUGCGGUGGAAGGCGCUGGCCAUUGCCUCCGCUUUGGCGGGGGCAGCGGUACUCCUCUGGGUCGGCCGGCGCUACUACUGCGAACUGAAGGUUCGCUGGGAGAGGGAGCAGGAGAGGAGGGCCUUUGAGAGACUGCAGAGUGAAGGAUCGAGAGCCCGGGCGUCGGUAUCGGGCUCUGAGACUCCUCAAGUCGGGGCGGAGGAGCACAUAGAUAAUGCCUGUGUGAUUUGCCUCAGCCAACCACGUAACUGUAUCCUGUUGGACUGCGGACACGUGUGCUGCUGCCACAGCUGCUACCAGUCGUUCCCCCACCGCCGAUGCCCCAUCUGUCGGCAAAGCAUCAGUCGGGUGGUGCCUCUGUUCCACGUGUGAGGCCCCGUUGUGGAGCUCCACCGCCGUACACACUGUGCUGCACUCGCACCUUAAAAAGGACAACGGUAACUUUAAAUCAAACGUAUUACUCUAAAGAUGACUCAAGGUUUUGAAUAUUGUGCAAACACUUUGUUCCCUGCAGAGUAAUUGUAGAUGAGAAAGAGAGGCGUAAUCGAGGUGUGAGCAACAGAUGUUUGUUCUGUGCCUUACUCUGGUUCUUCAUGUGGCUGCUGCCAUUGUGAUUUAAGUAUAUGUCUCUUAAUAAUUGAAGCUAGGUCAAAAUGAACUACGCCUUUUUUUUCAUCCACUUUCAGUCAAACAUUGUAGCUGAAGUUAUUGAAGCAAAGACACUUAUUGCCAAGACAAGGCUUGAGUGUUAAUUAAUGCACUACAGACUCACGGAAGUGGGUCAGAUUUUGCCUUGUUGAAACAAAUUCAAUAAAGCAUCACUCUUUGAAUUA
Messenger RNA from Pseudoliparis swirei, 1669 nucleotides. RefSeq names its product mitochondrial E3 ubiquitin protein ligase 1a (gene mul2). Bases 135 to 1208 code for a protein of 357 amino acids. The record is from RefSeq and is a predicted model, not a curated record. The transcript has 6 exons. Lineage: Eukaryota; Metazoa; Chordata; Actinopteri; Perciformes; Liparidae. Gene Ontology annotation, biological process: organelle organization; protein ubiquitination. Gene Ontology annotation, molecular function: ubiquitin-protein transferase activity.